This is a messenger RNA of Candidula unifasciata, 177 nucleotides long. NCBI's taxonomy places the organism in Eukaryota, Metazoa, Mollusca, Gastropoda, Stylommatophora, Geomitridae. The record is from the annotation of a GenBank genome assembly.
AUGGAGGGAAUACUUAGCUUGGACUACCAGGAGGAGAAUCAUGGUUCCAUUAUCAGAAGGCGACCAUACUCCAAAGAAAUUAUGGAAGCCAUUGAAUCUGUGACAUUCAUAGCUGAGCAUUUGAAAAAGGAAGACCGCGAUUCGUCACUUCCACGGAUCUGGAGACGGAAGUACCCG